Molecule: messenger RNA, 1809 nt
Organism: Owenia fusiformis
Lineage: Eukaryota; Metazoa; Annelida; Polychaeta; Sabellida; Oweniidae
Source: the annotation of a GenBank genome assembly
AAAACUUUGUACCGGAAACGCCUCCAUUUUAUAACUUAUAAGUAUUCCGUAUUUUGUUUCCAAAUAUUGAAAAUCAACUAAUUAUCACUAUUUGAGUAUUUACAAACGAUAUUCAAUCAUAAAUAAUAUAUAUUUUAUAGCUUUUAUGAGAAAUUUAUUUGAGACAUAGAUAUAAUAGCAUAAAAGAAGUUGUGAAAACGAUAUAUACACUGCUCCUUUAAAAUUAAAAUUUACCAAAUCCCUUUCCCAAAACAGCACUGAUAUCUUCAAUUAGGUAAAGCGAUUGCAGGGAGACCACAUAGGCAGAUGGCAGCACGGGCACUGAACAGGAAAACACUUAAUUUGAUAUGCAGCCGCCACCGUAUGGUUGCGUAUCUGCCAAACUUCCGUGCAGCCGUGAGACAUCUGCGAGCCUUUUCCUCAUAUGAUGAGAAUCAACCCAACGUUCAGUACUAUGAUGCUAAUGGGAAACCUAUAGAAGGUACGAUAUGGCCUGACAAACAUUUGGGACCAUUCGGUCCCAGUGACAAAAGGUUCCCAAUGCCUGGCCUAGUUGGGACGACAGUCACUGAAAAGACUGAAUCGUCUAUCAAGGCCAAGGACCCUGAUACAGUUCACACUAUAUUGCCCGACAACCACAAGAACCAGACUGUGCAGGACUUCUUGGACAUGGCUGAGGAGGUUGCUGAAGAAGGAUUUAUUAGUGAACCCCAGCCAUCAGCCUUAGACACUUUGGAGUGUGUGGCCCAAGACUGUCCUGAUCUUAUCAAGAAAGAUUUUAUGGAUCUGUUCCCGGGGCAAGACGUUUGCAGUGGCCCAUUCACUGUUAUUACCAUCAGCCAGAAGACCAAGAAUGAUAUGACCUCUUGGAGUGAGGAUGUGGAGGAGGAAAGAGAAUCACUCCUGGAAAAUUUCAUCAUUGGUGCCAAGGAGAUCUGUGAAUCUCUCCAGGCUGCUGGCUAUUGGGCAGACUUUGUAGACCCUUCCUCUGGCAGACCUUACCUUGGGCCAUACACGAAUGCCACAUUGUAUGAGACAGAUGAAAGAUACAGACAUUUUGGAUUUAAAAUCAACGACCUAGGUUGUUGCAAAGUGAUAAGUCACCACCUAUGGGGGGUUCACUCUUAUAUAGGAUGUCUCUUCACAAAUGCUCCCUAUGAUCACCCAAUACUGGACAGUAUGAAAGAUUUCUCUGAUGAUGAAACUGUUUAAAGAGCUUUGUUUAUUUGGAACAUAUGGACAUCAAAUUCAGAUUUUAGAUAUUUUUUGAGAUUUAGUUUGAUAUAAAAGUACAUUGAUGACCUGAUGCAUGUAUAUAUUGCAUUUGAAAAUGCUUAUGGUUUUGCCAUUAAUAGUAUUUAUUCAAACUAGAACAUGCUGCAUUUAAUAUUUUUAUGAUAACUAAAAAUCUGAGUUUGAUGUGUGAAAUGUUCAGUCUAUGAUGAUUAUAUAUUUUUAUGUUCUAACAGCAAUUUUAGUAGUGCUCUCAACCGCAACUGACAUUUAAUGAACUGCCAACAUUUUGCUAAGGGUAAAUGUAAUGUCUAUUUUCUUUGGAUAGUUGUCAUUAGACUGCUACAAGAAUUGUAAUUUAAUACAAUGUAUAUUUGUGUUGUUAAGUACAUUAUCUUGAUUAAGAGGAGAGUUACAUAUAAAUAAACCUAUGUAAAAUCAUUAUUCAUAAAAUGUGGUGUUCUAAACUUUCGAUGAAAUGACCUUGAUCUUAAUUUGAUUUAGGACUGUGUUUUCAAAUCUAAAUCCCUUUAAUUGGCAGUCAUUAUCAACUCAUUUAAAUUCAUAAGAAGCCAU